Closterium sp. Yama58-4 is the source of this 1755-nucleotide messenger RNA. NCBI's taxonomy places the organism in Eukaryota, Viridiplantae, Streptophyta, Zygnematophyceae, Desmidiales, Closteriaceae. The record is from the annotation of a GenBank genome assembly.
AUGGGCCCCGCGCACGCCCUGCUCUGCCCUAAGUCGCGCCGCUCCGUGCAGCCUGCGCGGCCCGCGCGUCGCCCCUGCCGGCCCUCGCGCCGCUUGCUACCAGCCCGCGCGACCCGCCCGCUGCCCGCGCAGCCUGCGCGCAGCUCCUGUCGGCCCGCGCACCGCCCACUAGCAGCCUGCGUGCCCCACCUGCACCCCGCACGCUGCCUCGCCGGCCGCCCGCUGCCCCUUGCGCCGCCUGCUCAUGCCGCGGCUGCCUGCUACGCCCCGCGCGCCGCCCGCCGCACUGCCCCGCAGCCCCGUGCGCUGCCCGCCCUGUUGCCCUGCCGGCCGCUCGUAGCCCUGCGCACCGCCUGCCUCUGCCGCGGCUGCCCGCUACGCCCCGCGCGCCACCUAUCGCGCUGCCCUGCUGCGCCCGUGCGCCGCCCGCCCUACUGCUGCGGUCGCCCGCUUCGCUCUGCCUGCGACCCACCCUGUUGCCCUGCCGGCCGCCUGUUGCCGCGCGCGCCGCCUUUCCCUGCCGCGGCUGCCUGCUACGUCCCGUGCGCCGACCGCCCUGCUGCUUUGUCGGCCGCCUGCUGCCCCGCGCGCCGCCUGCCACUGCUUUGGCGGCACGCUAGGCCCCGCGCACCGCCUCUGCGCCUGCCCCUCCUGCGGCCGCCCACUUCAGCCCAGCGCGCCGCCUCUGCUGCUGCUGCUUGCCUGCAAUCGCUCUGCCCUGCCAAUCCUGCGCUAGCAGCUAUGGCCACCCUCCGUGUUCUGUCGUUCGACACGGAGGGCCGCCCGAUUCAGUUCGAGACCUGGCUCGAUGACCUGCAGCUGUUCCUGAUGAGCGAUAGCAAAGACAAUGUCUCGCUCUUUGACCACACGUCUGGUGCCUCAGUCGCUCCUGCUGCCACAGCUGAGCUUAGCGCCCGUUCCCAGUGGCAGACUCGUGACGCUGCUGCUCGCCUAGCCGUUUGCAACCACCUGUCGUUAGCCGAACUCACGCAAUUUGGCGAACAUAAAACCGCUAAGGCCCUGUACGACGCUGUAGUUGCUCGAUACUCCUCCCCUGCCACUGCUGAGCUUAGCCGCCUCAUGCUACCCCACCUGUUUCCUGAGCUGUCCACCUUUGCCACAGUUGCCGAUCUCAUCACCCACCUUCGCACUAGUGACACUCGCCUUUGCGCCACCCUCCCCAAAGAGUUCUGUGCUAAGAACCCGCCUCCGAUGUACUGGACCCUCCACUUCAUAGUCACCCGUCUCCCUGACUCCCUUCGCUCGGUCAGGGACCACUUUCUCGCUCGCUGUCCCACCGAGCUCACUGUCGACCUCCUAGAGGAGCACCUCCUUGCAGCCGAGAAGAGCAUUGUCGCUGUAGGUGCUGCUCGUGGCGCUCCUCGCACCCCCAUCUUUGAGGGGUGCUCUCCCUCUCCCCUUGCCCCCUCCUAUGCUACUGCUGCUGCUGUUGACUUCCUUGGUGCUGAGUAUGUUGGUGCUGCUUCUGCUCCUAGUGGGAGGCGCCGCAACGGCAAGGGCAAGGGAGCCAAGAGUAGCGGAGGAGGCACCGGAGGUGAUGGUGGAGGAGGUGGAGGAGGAGGAGAUGGCGGAGGGACUGGUGGCGGGAGUGCUGGCGGGAGUGGUAGCGUCGGUAGCGGCGGUAGAGGCAGUGGCGGCGGAGAGGGUGGCGGCGGCGGUGGUGGCGGUGGUGGCGGCGGCGGUGGCGGCUGGGGCGGUGGUGACAGCGGCGGUGGCGGUCGGGGACUAUGUUAG